Molecule: messenger RNA, 2647 nt
Organism: Thermothielavioides terrestris NRRL 8126
Lineage: Eukaryota; Fungi; Ascomycota; Sordariomycetes; Sordariales; Chaetomiaceae
Exons: 3
Coding region: 108-2516 (802 amino acids)
Biological process (GO): DNA-templated transcription; regulation of transcription by RNA polymerase II
Cellular component (GO): chromatin
Molecular function (GO): RNA polymerase II cis-regulatory region sequence-specific DNA binding; zinc ion binding; DNA-binding transcription factor activity, RNA polymerase II-specific
Source: RefSeq, a predicted model, not a curated record
UGCUGUGAGGAGGGUCCCAACACCGCUUCCGAGCGCCGUUUCCAUCGUCGUCACCGCCCAAUCCACGUUGCAGCCGCCUUCAAACGCGCCCGGCAAUCACCUCCAAGAUGCCUGGCGCAAGCGUGGCAGUCGUGCCGUCCUCGGCAGCGUCAACUCCGACACCGCGGAAGGCCUCGCUCGCCCCAGAGAGGAAGUACAAGUGCCAGUUCUGUAAUCGGGCCUUCAGCAGGAGCGAGCACAGGAGCAGACAUGAGCGAUCCCACACCAAGGAGCGGCCGUUCAAGUGCAUGAAAUGCCGCAGCACGUUUGUGCGGCGCGAUCUGCUCCUCCGCCAUGACCGUACUGUCCAUGCCAAAGAUGGAGGCGUCCCUCUCCACAGCGACGGCAAGCGCCGUGGCGGACCCAAGACUGCUCGGCCCGUCGGCGGCCCCUCCAAGCCUGCGAUUGCCAUCGACGCCUCGGCUCUCGAGCAGCUCGAAGCCAGUGCCGACGGCAUACUCGAUGUGGAACAUGCUGCCAUGGUCAUCACCGGCUUCCAGCACAAGACGGCCGCGGCGGCCGGAGCUCACGGUGGCCACUUCGACGGCAGCUCCGGUAUGGGGUUCUCGCAGGACGGGUCGACGAUGAUGAAGCCGUCGAUGACGUUUCCCAACGGUGCGAUCGGUCUGCCGCAGUGGGAUGGCUUCAUUGGCCAGUCAGAAGCCAAGGCGCACUCGAUCAGCCCGGCUGCUUCGACCCCGCUCGAUGCUCAGAAUCCGAGUCAGCUGUCUCCGCUCGCUGCGCAAGCCGCCAAUGUCGCUCCAUCGGGUCUGCAGGCCAUGAUCAAUUCGCUGCCCGCUUCGGCCGCUGGCACCCCCACUCCUCAGUCGCCGUUCCCGCAGCAGCGUGCGCAUACCCCGGCUGACAGCUCUCAGCCCGCACCGGGGUUCAAGGCCCCUCAGGUCAGCAACGACGAAGAGCGGAACAUGAUCUUGGACAAUAUCCGCAGCCAUGACAGCGAACAUGCGAUCCCGGAGGGCUUCCGGGUCCCUAACCUGCCCUCCCUGAAUCGCUACCUCGCCACGUACUUUGGCCUGUUCCACCAUCACCUGCCGUUCUUGCAUCCGGCUUCGUUUGAGCCGACUCGCGUGUCGCCGCCGCUGCUCCUGGCUGUCCUCUCCAUUGGCGCUCUGUACGCCUUCGACCAGGAGCACGCGUACAUGCUGCACAUUGGGUCCAAGGUGCUCGUCAACCAGUUCCUGCAGAACAAGGAGAACUUCAGCUCUCGGAAGUGCCCGCUGUGGACGAUGCAGAGCUCGCUGCUCAACAUGAUCUUCGCCAGCUGGAGCGGCGACCCCAAGGGCCUCGAAUGGGCGUGCUCGAUCAAGAGCCUGCUUGCCAACAUGGUUGCCGGGAAUCGGUACGAGUUGAAGCUCCGGCAGGAAGCUCGUGAGGGCCGCACUCCGACCCGCGCGGAGUGGAUCGAAGAUGAAGGUUGCCGCCGUACAUAUUACGCCGUCUACAUCUUCUUUGGUCUCCUGACCCUCACGUACAACCACACGCCGGCCAUGAGCUUCAACGAGUUUGAGGAUCUCCAGCUGCCGUCCACAGAGGCUCUGUGGAACAUGAAGGUCUCGGAGGAGGCCUGGCAAGACCACCUCAGGGUCUCGCCAAUGGUCACUUUCAUGGAGGCUCACGACAACCUCUUCCAGGGGGAAACGCUCAAGUACAGCGCCUUUGCUACGCGCGUCAUGAUCAACGCGCUCUUCCUCGAGGUCUGGUACCACAAGCGUAGCCCCGAGGCCCUCCAGGAUGUGGUGACCGAGUACAAGCUGCGGCUCGCGCUCGAGACGUGGGAGAAGUCCCUGGAUCUCUGCGAACCCGAGGCGUUCUCGGUGCCGCUGAGCGCGCCUCACAAGGGCCAUCCGCUGAUCUUUAACGCCAAGGCCAUGUUCCGCAACGCGCGUGCUCGGCUGGAAGUGGACCUUAAGACGGUGCAGGAGGCGCUCAGGUACCACGACUCGUACGAGGUGGCGGCGGCCAUGUCCAACGCGAGGGACCGCGUGAAGCGCUCGAGCGAGAUGCUCAAGGUCAUUCAGGAAUGCUACAACUGCAUCGAGACGGCGGUCCUCCAGGGCGUCCGCUGGGUGGCUCGCACGUCGCCGACGAACUGGAGCAUCGAGCAUCCGCUGUGCGGCAUGGACCUCAUGAUCAUUCUCAGCCUGUGGCUGUAUCGUCUGGAACAUGACGAGGAGAGCUUGACUGAGGAGGAGGAGGCCAUGUACAAGCGUGUCCGCGCGCUGUUUGACAAGGAUCUCGAGGACGCCUAUGUCACUCACCUGAGCUCUGUCGUCGCCCGUCUCUGGGGCUCGAUGUUGGACGAGGUGGUCGUCUGGGGCAUCACCCGUUUGAUGGGCGAGUCGUUCCGCCUCCACUCGCAGGCUCUCGUGGGCUACGUGGACGAUAUUGCUGCUUCCUCCAGCGUCUCGACGCCGUCCAUGACCUCUCAAGGCGCGGACGAGGACAGCGUGUAUUAAAAUUAUGACGUCGAUGAUUUCCUUUGUUGGUUGUCUGAGUACGGACGGGGGAGUCUUCCAUGGGCAUAUACCUCUCUGCGUUUGCUUCCUUUUUCUCAUCUCCUUGCGUUUUUCCCUUAUUUCCUUGCGGU